GAGGCGCUGCUGAGCACUGAGCAACCUGGUCGCGGGCAAAGACCAUAGAAUCUUGAGCAAAAAAGAAAGUGCUCUAGUAUCUUUGGUCGUGGGUGUUGGAGCCGGAGAGCCGGGGCGGAGCGGAGUGUAGCGAGGGAUGGAAGCAGCAGCAGCAGGAGCAGCGGCAGCGGCGGCGGCGGACGGGGAGCCGGAGCUGGCGAGUGUCUGCGGAGCUGGAGAGCCGCUGCAUGUUAUGGAGCAGCCUCAGUACAAGAGUCCCGGGCCUCAGGUCGAUGGCGAGGGGGAAGCGUUGCGCCGCGGCCGUGAGAGUCUCUGCGCCGAAUUCGCCCAGGUGACCGGCAUGGACCAGGCUGCUGCUCGUUGCAUCCUGGAGGAAAACCAGUGGCUGCUGGAAAGAGCCCUCAACUCCUAUUUUGAAGCAGCUGUUCAGCCAUCUUGUUCUGUCGUGGAAGCGACCCCACGGUUACUGAAUGGAGCAGAUUUCCAAAUGUGCAUUGAUUUAACAGAUUCCAGUCAUGUACAGACAAGCAAAGGAAAAGGUGCAAAGGUACAACUAGAUGAAAGUGUCAUCUCAUUGUUAACCUGGAACAUAGAUGGACUUGAUGAGACAAACUUACAGGAACGAGCUCGUGGUGUUUGUUCCUGCCUGGCACUGUACAGUCCCGACAUAGUGUUUCUUCAAGAGGUUACGAUGCCCUAUUACAAUUACAUAAAGAAGCGAGCAGUGAGCUACAUCGUAAUUCCAGCAAAUAGUGAUGAUUACUUCACUGUUAUUAUGCUACAAAAGUCCCGAGUGAAAUUAUUGACACAAGAAGUAAUAGAUUUCCCAACCACCUCUAUGAUGAGAAACCUCCUCAUUGUUCAGGUAAACAUCGCAGGGAAUGAACUCUACUUAAUGACAUCCCAUCUGGAGAGCACAAAGGAUUUUUCUAAGGAGCGGGUUAUGCAACUGGGGACUGUCAUGAAGAAAAUGAAAGAAGUUCCAGAUUGUGCCACUGUUAUAUUUGGAGGGGAUACCAACCUGAGAGAUCAUGAGGUGAAACGAUUGGGAGGAUUACCAGCUGGCAUCUCGGAUAUUUGGGAAUUCUUGAACAAACCAGAACACUGUUGUUACACCUGGGAUACCACAACUAACAAUAAUUUGAAGGCACCCUACUCUUGCAGGCUCCGUUUCGACCGUGUGUUUUUCAGGGCUUCCGGAGAAGGUCAAAUCAUUCCAAAGGAAAUGAGCCUCGUGGGGCAAGAGAAACUGGAGUGUGGACGGUUUUGCAGUGAUCACUGGGGACUUUUUUGUGACUUUGAUGUCAUCCUCUAAGACAAACUGCAAUACCUGAAACAAAACAAUUGUGCCUGAAAGUCUGAGUUGUAUGAUUUCUGGAGUUAAAAUAUUCAGGAUUGUUUCUGAGUUAAUGAGAUAACCCAUUAGCUACAUCCUACCCAAAUUUACCACACCACUUCAGAUUGCAGUCAUCCUUCUGACGAGCUAAAGAGAUGGGUGAAGAAAAUUGUAUUGUGGCACAUUAUUGGAAUACAGGUUCUUGUGCCAAGUUAUUUAUUGGAGCAGAUCUUCAUGAUGGAUGAACACCAUUCUAAAACCAACUGCUUGCAGUGAUGUGCUCCUUUCCCCAGCUCAUUUCUUGCCAAGAUGAGUGGGGGGAAAAAUUCCAUGCAAUUUGUUUUUAAAUUCACUUUUCUAGAAUGGCUUUUAAUGCAAUGCCUCAGUUCCUACUUCGGUUUAGCUGUGUUGGGUGUCUUUGAAAUGGUUUUACAUGUAAUAAUUCUCCAUUUGUGCAAAAUACCUUUUGGUUUUAUUUCUCUUUGCAAUAUCCUCUUAAUUUUAGGAAUUUAUGUAAGUGGGGAAAAAUCCCUUUUGCCUCAUUUUAAACGUUAAUAGAAAGUCCAAUUGUGUCUUUAGAUGCAUUUAUUUUUAAUGUUACAAAUAAAUAUGAUAUUUCACUAUC
Messenger RNA from Amblyraja radiata (thorny skate), 1961 nucleotides. RefSeq names its product tyrosyl-DNA phosphodiesterase 2b (gene tdp2b). Gene Ontology annotation, molecular function: single-stranded DNA binding; protein binding; 5'-tyrosyl-DNA phosphodiesterase activity. Gene Ontology annotation, biological process: double-strand break repair. Gene Ontology annotation, cellular component: cytoplasm; PML body. Bases 137 to 1315 code for a protein of 392 amino acids. The transcript has 7 exons. NCBI's taxonomy places the organism in Eukaryota, Metazoa, Chordata, Chondrichthyes, Rajiformes, Rajidae. The record is from RefSeq and is a predicted model, not a curated record.